Danio rerio (zebrafish) is the source of this 686-nucleotide messenger RNA. It is a transcript of the gene ppil1, whose product is annotated as peptidylprolyl isomerase (cyclophilin)-like 1. Lineage: Eukaryota; Metazoa; Chordata; Actinopteri; Cypriniformes; Danionidae. Gene Ontology annotation, molecular function: isomerase activity; peptidyl-prolyl cis-trans isomerase activity. Gene Ontology annotation, biological process: protein folding. The record is from RefSeq and is marked validated. Gene Ontology annotation, cellular component: nucleus.
AACGAGUAAGCCAGACGGGACUGCUGCUUCCUCAUCACGCUUUGCGGCACAAUUCAAAAUCAAAAGUAAUAUAUUUAGACGUAUAUUUGUUAAAUUGCAGAUAUGGCUGGAAUACCGCCGGAUUCAUGGCAACCUCCUACUGUUUCGCUGGACACAACGAUGGGAACUAUUGUGCUUGAGCUGUACUGGAAUCAUGCGCCAAAAACAUGCAAGAAUUUCGCAGAGCUGGGCAGAAGAGGAUAUUACAACAGCACAAAGUUUCAUCGAAUUAUUAAAGACUUCAUGGUUCAAGGAGGCGAUCCAACAGGCACAGGUCGUGGUGGUGCAUCAAUAUAUGGCAAGCAGUUUGAGGAUGAAUUUCAUCCAGAGUUGAAAUUUACAGGUGCUGGAAUUCUGGCUAUGGCCAAUGCAGGGCCGGAUACAAACGGAAGCCAGUUCUUUCUCUCGUUGGCUCCCACACAAUGGCUGGAUGGGAAACACACUAUAUUUGGACGGGUCUGCCAGGGCAUUGGUGUUCUUAAUCGAAUCGGCAUGGUGGAAACCAACAGUCAGGACCGCCCUGUGGAUGACAUUAAAAUCCUCAGAGUGAAUCUGCCCAGCUAAGACGUUUGUGCUUGCACAAUGUUUUACGCUUUAUUUUUGUACAGCCAUUUUAUUACAUUAAACGUUCGGAAUUCUCAGAAAAA